AUCAGUGAACAUCACCAACCACCCGUUACCAACAUCCCCGUCCCCGUCAUCUCUCACAUCUGCCACCCUCUCUCUCAUCCACGGCAACCCUCCGCCCACAAACGAAACCCACAUCCCCCCCCCCCCCCCCCCCCAAAACCUAGUGAGAGAGAGAGAGAGAGAGAUGAUGCAAUCUCGCUUUAACUCCCUAGCUCGCACCCUAUCAUCCGCCACAAGAUUAAGGCCCUUCUCAUCCACAAUCGAAUCCCCCACCACCAAACCCGAUUUCCCUCCCACCCUCGCGGGUCUCCGGGCCCGCCUGGCGGCCGAAUCGCCGGCCCUUACCGAUUUUAUCGGUCUCCAAAACGAUAACCAGUAUUCCGUCGAAGUCGGGACCAAGAAAAAGCCACUCCCCAAACCCAAAUGGAUGAGAGAAUCCGUUCCCGGAGGCGAAAAAUACGUUCAGAUUAAAAAGAAGUUAAGGGAAUUAAAACUCCACACCGUCUGCGAAGAAGCUCGAUGCCCCAAUCUCGGCGAAUGCUGGUCCGGUGGCGAGACUGGGACCGCCACUGCCACCAUCAUGAUCCUGGGUGAUACUUGUACUCGCGGUUGCAGGUUCUGCAAUGUGAAGACCUCGCGGACGCCGCCUCCUCCGGAUCCCAAUGAACCGGGGAAUGUUGCGGAGGCAAUUGCGUCGUGGGGUUUGGAUUACGUGGUGAUUACGAGCGUAGACCGGGAUGAUUUGGCUGAUCAAGGGAGUGGGCAUUUUGCGGAGACGGUUCAGAAGUUGAAAGCUUUGAAGCCUAAUAUGCUUAUAGAAGCCUUGGUUCCUGAUUUUCGGGGAGAAGCUGGUUGUGUAGUGAAAGUGGCAAAAUCUGGACUGGAUGUCUUUGCUCAUAAUAUUGAGACAGUUGAAGAACUUCAAAGUGUUGUACGCGAUCACCGUGCUAAUUUUAAGCAAUCUUUGGAUGUUCUAGUAAUGGCGAAGGACUAUGCUCCCGCUGGAACACUUAUGAAGACUUCAAUAAUGUUAGGCUGUGGGGAAACACCUGAUCAAGUUGUGAAGACAAUGGAGAAGGUGAGAGCAGCGGGUGUUGAUGUGAUGACAUUUGGUCAAUAUAUGAGACCAUCAAAGCGCCACAUGCCAGUAUCAGAAUACAUUACACCUGAGGCUUUUGAGAAGUAUCGAACUCUUGGCAUGGAAAUGGGAUUUCGGUAUGUGGCAUCUGGUCCCAUGGUCAGGUCAUCAUACAAGGCAGGAGAAUUCUACAUCAAAUCCAUGAUAGAAUCUGAUCGGGCUGCUGCUGCUUCAUAGUUUCUUUUUCUCUUAAUCAUUCUUACGUUUUAGUAUUUUAUUAUUAAACUGUUUGAGAUUAUGUUUUCCAGAAUGACUACCCUUGUUACUCAAUGUGCUUUAGCAUAUGUCACUCAAGGGAAUUAGUUGGGUAGGAAGAAAGUGAGAGAUAUAAAUUGCUUGGUGCAAACCAAGAUUUUGGUGCUCCCAGGUUGCAGGAUGUGCCACUAGUUCUGAUUCAAAUUUGUUCAUGCUGUAUACUCAAUUUCUUGUAAUUAUCAGCUACAGUUUAAGUUCUUUCUGAUCAAUGUCUUGUAUAAAUAUGCUUUUUAGCAUG
Molecule: messenger RNA, 1610 nt
Organism: Theobroma cacao (cacao)
Lineage: Eukaryota; Viridiplantae; Streptophyta; Magnoliopsida; Malvales; Malvaceae
Product: lipoic acid synthase 1
Biological process (GO): lipoate biosynthetic process
Cellular component (GO): mitochondrion
Molecular function (GO): 4 iron, 4 sulfur cluster binding; lipoate synthase activity
Source: RefSeq, a predicted model, not a curated record